Messenger RNA from Meira miltonrushii, 3190 nucleotides. RefSeq names its product putative VAS1-valyl-tRNA synthetase. Gene Ontology annotation, biological process: valyl-tRNA aminoacylation. The transcript has 3 exons. NCBI's taxonomy places the organism in Eukaryota, Fungi, Basidiomycota, Exobasidiomycetes, Exobasidiales, Brachybasidiaceae. Gene Ontology annotation, cellular component: cytosol. The record is from RefSeq and is a predicted model, not a curated record. The coding region runs from base 1 to 3075 and encodes 1024 amino acids. Gene Ontology annotation, molecular function: aminoacyl-tRNA deacylase activity; ATP binding; valine-tRNA ligase activity.
AUGGCUUCUCAACAGGCCGGAAAUGGUCAGCCAUCUGAUGAUGCCAAGAAAGUGAAUGCUGCCACAGCAGAAGCCAAUGGCGAUUCCACCUCUCAAGCUCCUCUUGGACCAGAUGGUCAGCCAAUGACAAAGACCGCACUAAAAAAGGCAGCCAAAGAAGCUGAACGAAAAGCCAGAAGUGAAGCAAAGCAAGCAUUGCAAGCACAAAGGAUUGCUGCUCAACCUGCCGCAGAAAAGAAGGAAAAAGCAAAGAAAGAAGUCAAAACUGAACCAGAAUAUGUCAAUAACACAAAACCUGGAGAGAAGAAGGAUCUUUCUCAACCUAUGGAAGCAGGAUAUAAUCCAGAUCACGUAGAACAAUCUUGGUUCGAAUGGUGGGAAAAGAGCAAAUUCUUCACCCCUAGACCAGUCACUGAAUCCGAUCCCCACAAUCCUGAACGCACAUUCGUCGUUCCAGCUCCUCCACCAAACGUGACUGGAGCUUUGCAUAUCGGACAUGCUUUGACGAUUUCCAUUCAAGAUGCAUUGGUUCGUUAUCAUCGUAUGAAGGGCUAUCGUGUAUUAUUCAACCCAGGUUAUGAUCACGCAGGUAUCGCAACACAAGCUGUCGUAGAGAAACGUAUUGCCAAGACUGAGGGUAAGACCAGACAUGAUUACGGACGGGAAGCUUUCCUAAAACGUGUUUUUGACUGGAAAGAUGAAUAUCAAUCUCGUAUCGGUAACCAAAUGCGUCGUUUGGGUGCAAGCUACGAUUUCACACGUGAAGCAUUCACUAUGGACGAGACCCGCUCAAAGGCAGUCAUUGAUGCAUUCUGUCAAUUGCAUGAAGAGGGUAUCAUUUACAGAGGAACCCGAUUGGUGAACUGGUGUUGCAAAUUAAGCACCACCUUGAGUAACUUGGAAGUGGAUCAAUUGCAGUUGAAUGGUCGCAAGAUGAUGAACGUUCCAGGCUAUGAUGAGAAAGACCGAUUCGAAUUUGGUGUGAUUAUCAGCUUUGCCUACCCACUCGAAGGCUCUGAUGAAAAGAUCAUCGUAGCCACCACACGUAUCGAAACAAUGUUGGGUGAUACAGCUAUUGCUGUUCAUCCUGAUGAUGACAGAUACAAGCACUUGCAUGGCAAGUUUGUAGUCCAUCCAUUCUUGCCUGACCGCAAGAUUCCAAUCGUUGCUGAUUCAAUUGCUGUUGAUAUGAGCUUCGGAACUGGUGCUGUCAAGAUUACGCCCGCUCAUGACCCCAACGAUUACGAAGUUGGUGUACGUCACAAACUUCCAUUCAUCAACAUUCUCAAUGAUGAUGGUACCCUGAACGAAAACGCCGGUGAAUUCAAGGGAAUGAAGAGAUUCCAUGCCCGUCGUGCAGUCACUGAAGCAUUGAAAGCAAAGGGACUUUACGUCGAGACAAAAGACAACCCAAUGACCGUGCCCAUUUGCAGUCGUUCUGGCGAUAUCGUUGAACCAGUGAUCAAGCCUCAAUGGUGGGUGAACUGUACACCAUUAGCUAAAGCUGCCGUCGAUGCAGUCGAAAAGCAAAAUAUGAUCAUCACACCAGACGUUAGCCGAAGAGAAUUUUACCGAUGGAUGGAGAAUUCGCAAGAUUGGUGUAUCAGUAGACAAUUGUGGUGGGGUCAUCGUUGCCCAGCCUACCUCGUCAAGGUUGAGGGUAAGAGUCAAGAUCCUGCAGACAGUAAGAAUUGGGUAGUUGGACGUACCUUUGAGCAAGCAAAGGAACGGGCUGAGAAACUUGCAGCAGGUGCCAAGUACACUAUGGAACAAGAUGAAGAUGUUUUGGAUACAUGGUUCUCGUCAGGUCUAUGGCCAUUCUCUAUCAUGGGUUGGCCAGAAAAGACGGACGAUCUGAAACACUUCUACCCAAAUUCUCUCUUGGAAACUGGUUGGGAUAUCUUGUUCUUCUGGGUUGCAAGAAUGAUUAUGCUCGGUGUUCAUUUGACAGGUACCAUUCCCUUCAAAGAGGUCUUUUGUCAUGCAAUGAUGAGUAAGAGUUUGGGUAACAUCAUUGAUCCUUUGGACAUCAUUGAGGGUAUUCAAUUGCAAGGAUUACAUGACAAAUUGCUCCAAGGCAAUCUAGACGAAAAGGAAGUACAGAAGGCUAUCACAGGUCAAAAGAAGGAUUUCCCCAAAGGUAUUCCCCAAUGUGGUACAGAUGCUCUUCGAUUCACUCUUUGUGCUUACACAAGUGCUGGUCGUGAUUUGAAUUUGGAUGUGAGCCGUGUAGAGGGUUAUCGUAAAUUCUGCAACAAGUUGUGGAAUGCUACCAAAUUUGCUUUGAUGAAAUUGGAAGGUGGCUUCCAACCUGCAUCUGAGCUCAAGCUUACUGGCGAUGAAGGGCUAGCAGAGAAAUGGAUUUUGAGCAAAUUGGACCAAGCCGCUCAACAAGUUAAUGCAGGAUUCAAAGAACGCAACUUCAUGAACACUUGUGCGGCAAUGUACAAUUUCUGGUUGUACGAAUUGUGCGAUGUGUACAUUGAAGCAACGAAACCCAUCAUGGAAGCUGGAGAUGAAAGAGCGCGCGCUUCUGCUCAACAGACUCUUUACACAUGCUUGGAAGAAGGAUUGAAAUUAUUGCAUCCUUUCAUGCCAUAUGUUACAGAAGAGUUAUGGCAAAGAUUACCACGCAGAGCAAGUGAAAAAGCAGAGACGAUUGCAUUGACUCAAUUUCCCGAAUCGCUUCCUGAGAGACAAGCUUUGACACAAGAUGCUACUAGAUUUGAAAGCGUUUUCAGCGGUAUCAAAGCAGCACGAUCUUUGGCAGCUGAUUAUGGAUUACAGACCAAUUUGCAAAUUUGGCUGCAAACAGAAAAAGAUGAUUUGUUGGAAGCAUUGAAAUCGGAAUCAUUAAUUAUUCGCACAUUGGUAAAAGGAUGCAAAUCUCUGGAAAUUGUUAAAGCUCAAUCUGACGUUCCAAAAGGAUGCGAAGCACUAACUAAAAAGGAAGAAUUCGAACGUGCACCUGAGGAUGUCAGGAAUGGACAAUUGGAAAAGCUCAAAACCAGUGAUGAAGAACAUGCAGCUUUAUUGCAAGCCAAGGCUAACUUUGAAUCCAUUCGCGAUGAUUAAAGGGUAGAUUUGUAGACUAUAUAAUCGCUAAAAUGAUAUGGCUUUAUUGUGCCUUUAAUUGUGAUGAGUAUUUGACAAUUGUGCACGACGGGAAUAACAAAACCGUUGUCGCUCU